This is a messenger RNA of Nymphaea colorata (pocket water lily), 1354 nucleotides long. RefSeq names its product zinc finger protein 4-like. The transcript has a single exon. Gene Ontology annotation, molecular function: DNA-binding transcription factor activity. Bases 537 to 1100 code for a protein of 187 amino acids. The record is from RefSeq and is a predicted model, not a curated record. NCBI's taxonomy places the organism in Eukaryota, Viridiplantae, Streptophyta, Magnoliopsida, Nymphaeales, Nymphaeaceae.
AAACCCAAAGGAAAAGGUUCUCAAACUCAAGAAGACACCUUUAUCUUUUUCUCCCUCUCUAGUUUUUGUGUGCCCUCUUCCACUUCCUGCUCUACUGCAGAGACACUGGUAAAGCCCAGAAAGAUUUUGUCUUUUUUUUCCCAACUAGUUCAAAGAUUGCACAUAGAGAGUACCCCACCACUCUGUUGUUUCUCAUACAUCCUGCCAACGCGUAUAUAAAUAGAGGGGCUCGACAGGCCUUUCUCCCUGCUUUACACCAAAAGAGAAAAGAAGAAGAGGCAAUGAAAGGUUGGCUGUUGUAGCCCACAUCCAAGCUCCCCACUUUCUCCAGUCCAAGGAAGCAAACCCAAGAUGGUUAUUUGAUUCCUUCCAUGGUAUUUCAGACUCUUUCUUAUUAAGUUUUUUGAUCUUCUUGGCCACUGUAGAGAGAGAGGGAGACAGAGGCAGAGAGGGAAGAAAAAGGAAACUUGAUCCAAACGAAUCAACCCCACUUUCUCUUUUUUCUAUUGUUCUCCCUUCACUGUUUCUCUCGCAGCAUGGCAGAUGAUGAAAAGGGUUGUGCAACUAAUGAAGUUGUAGAUGGCUCUACUGGAGAAAAGAGGUUCUUCCCCUGCCUCUUUUGUUCAAAAAAGUUUGUCAGCUCUCAGGCCUUGGGUGGUCACCAGAAUGCACACAAGAAGGAGAGGUCAGCAGCAAGGAAGGCCCAGAGAGCAGCUGACUACAGGAUUUCAGGGCUACCCUCCCCACCUGUUAUCUUUGCUCAAAACCUUGGUGUCUUAGGCCCUUCCUUCUAUAUCAAUGCCCACUCUGGGAAUCACGGCAUCCCUCCAACUGGGCACUUUGCUUCUCAAUUGUCUGACAGGUUUGGGUCCAAUGGAGCCCCUAGGUUCGACAACCCAUACAGAGGACCACCAUGUUUUGGGGAGGAAGAUGCAAGUUUCUUCAAUUGGCAGAGGAGUUACAGGGACAGGGUGGUGAGCAAUGGGGAGUUUCCAUCAGAGGGGCCUUCAAAGAAGAGGGCACAACUUUUGGGAAUUGAUGAGGACGCAUCUGGAUCUUCUGGAAGUGACCAGAAUCUUGACUUGUCUUUGCAUUUGUAGAGGCUUAAGGAUCUUCAACAGAUAUAGGGAGAGUCAUGGGAGAGACCACAAUUUUCUUGUUGCAGAGAAAGAGAGAGAAAUAGUGUCCUAUAGGCUUAUCUCCUUCUCUUGAUCUUAUGUUGGGACGUCGGUUUUUGGUUCUGGGUAUGUGCAUGUGUAAUAAGUUAAUAGUCUUCUUUCUGAUUUCUUUGUUCAUGGCCCUCUGCGUCUGAGGGCAUGCUUUUUCAGUAUAGUGAUCAUCUUCUUUUCGACUA